Molecule: messenger RNA, 252 nt
Organism: Arctia plantaginis
Lineage: Eukaryota; Metazoa; Arthropoda; Insecta; Lepidoptera; Erebidae
Source: the annotation of a GenBank genome assembly
AUGUUGUGUUACAUGGCACUUGCGUUGCCUGUAACACGAGAUAUGCAAGUUAGUGACGUCAGAGUGCAAAGUGAAGUUACGACUGAAAUUGAACCAGUUUGGAGUUUGGAUUUGCAAGAUGUUUUAGUACGGGCCCGACGGGAAACAGUGCGUGGUAAAGGAUGUCCCAGGGGGAAAGUUUUUUUCAAAAGGAGAUGCAUCUCUUACAAAAAGUACAGACAAUUAGCAGAAGGAGAUUAUGAAGAGAAAUAA